GCCAUGGGGCUCCUGUCGGACCCAUACCGCAGGCGGGCGCUGUCCCGGCUCAUCCUCCGCCUCAACACCCCACUCUGCAUCCUCAGCUACCUGGCUGGGCUGGGCUGGUUCCUGGGCCUGGCCUCCCCGCCCUUCACCAUGCGCUCCUACAUGUCGGAGAACGCCAUGGGCUCCACCAUGGUGGAGGAGCAGUUCGUGUUCGGCGAGAGGGCACUCUCCUACGCCCGCGAGUUCGCUGGCCACAAGAAGAAGGUGGGGGGGAUCCCUGUGGCCUGGCUGGAGAAGACCAUGUGGAACCUGGGCCUGGAGGUUUAUAAGCAGCCCUUCUCCCGCACUCUGCCCUUCCCCGACGAGAUGCGCGAAAGAUACAUGGUGAAGGGCACAAAUGUGUAUGGGAUCCUGCGGGCGCCACGUGCGGCCAGCACGGAGUCCCUGGUCCUGAGCGUGCCCUGCAGUACGGGGCAGCACAACAACCAGGCUGUGGGGCUCAUGCUGGCCUUGGCUUCCUACUUCCGGGGUCAGAUUUACUGGGCCAAGGACAUCAUCUUCCUGGUGAACGAGCACGACCUGAUUGGCAUGGAGGCCUGGCUGGAGGCCUACCACGACGUCAACGUCACUGAGGUGCUCUCCUCGGGGAUGCUGGGCCGGGCCGGAGCCAUCCAGGCGGCUGUCUCGCUGGAGCUGAGCAGCGACGUCAUCACCAGCUUCGACGUGGCCGUGGAGGGGCUGAACGGGCAGCUGCCCAACCUGGACCUGGUCAACCUCUUCUACGCCUUCUGCCAGAAGAACGGGCUGUUGUGCACCAUCCAGGGCAAGCUGCAGCGCACGGACUGGGACACGCUGCCGGCCUAUGUGCACAGCCUGCAGACCCUGCUGCUCAUGGUGCUGAAGCAGGGCUCUGGCCGGCCCCAGGGCGACCACGGCCUCUUCCUGCGCUACCACAUCGAGGCCAUCACCGUGCGCGGCAUCAACAGCUUUCGGCAGUACAAGUACGACAUGGGCACCGUGGGCAAGACGCUGGAGGGGAUGUUCCGCAAGCUGAACAACCUGCUGGAGCGCCUGCACCAGUCCUACUUCUUCUACCUGCUGCCCUCGCUCGCGCGCUUCGUCUCCAUCGGCGUCUACAUGCCGGCCUUCGGCUUCCUCAUCCUCAUCCUCGUCCUCAAGGCCCUCGACCUGUGGAUGAAGCUGAGUAAAUGCGAUGCGGGCCCCGAGGAGCAGCUCUGCGAUGGAGACCAGGGUGCUGCCCACGCUGCCGCUGAGGAGUCACGUCCUGGCCUGCUCACCCUGGUGCCACCCCUGCUGAUCUGCCAUGCCACGGGCCUCACCCUCUACUUCCUGCCUGUGCUGGGCCAGCACAUGGCCACCCAGCACUUCCCCGUCUCGGAGUCGGAGGCUGUGGUGCUGACGGUCAUUGCCAUCUACGUGGCCGGACUGGCGCUGCCACACAACACACACAGGGUGCUGACUGGCUGUGGGAGUGAACGCGGCUGGAUGACCCUGAAGCUUCUCUCCUUGCUGUACCUGGCCAUGCUGCUGGGCUGCAUCGCCCUCAUUAACUUCUCCCUGGGCUUCCUGCUGGCUGUCACCAUGGUGCCCGUUGCAGCCAUCGUCCAGCCCAAAGGCCCCAAGUAUCUGUAUGCAGUGCUGCUGGUCCUGGUCACGCCAGCUGUCACCCUCCUGCUCAGCAUCGUCCUGUACCAGGAGCUGAUCGAGUACCCCGUCUCGGCGCUGGAGUGCUGGCAGCUCUUCCUGCAGGCUGUGUCCGAGGGCCUGCUAGACCACUACCUCUACGGCUCCAUCGUCUUCCCCUUCAUCGCCCUCUUCGUCUACCCCUGCUGGCUGCUGCUCUGGAACGUGCUCUUCUGGAAGUAGCCGGGCCCCUCUGCCUGACCCCACAUCUCCUGG
Molecule: messenger RNA, 1908 nt
Organism: Emys orbicularis (European pond turtle)
Lineage: Eukaryota; Metazoa; Chordata; Testudines; Emydidae
Gene: GPAA1
Product: glycosylphosphatidylinositol anchor attachment 1
Exons: 12
Coding region: 4-1875 (623 amino acids)
Biological process (GO): attachment of GPI anchor to protein
Cellular component (GO): membrane; GPI-anchor transamidase complex
Source: RefSeq, a predicted model, not a curated record